AUGGCCCUCCUCUUCAUCAAACAGAAGCUGUUCCCUAUACAGCAAUCCAACACGUCUUCCAACAAGCCCCUCCUCGCUCGUGGAGAUGACGACGAGACCCUCCGCGACAGCGACUCCGACCAGGACCUCGAGUCCCAGCGUUCGUACGAUACCUUCGGACGAUGCGUGAGCAAUGAUGAUUCCACCGCUUCCGCAAGCAGCACACGGUCCCGCAUCAACCCUCGCAUCGUCUCAGAUGCCAUCCUCGGUCUUUCGGAUGGAUUGACUGUUCCUUUCGCCCUCAGCGCGGGUCUUUCUGCCCUGGGAAACACCAAGGUUGUUGUACUAGGUGGUCUGGCGGAGCUUGCUGCAGGUGCAAUCUCUAUGGGACUUGGAGGCUACGUUGGAGCUAAGAGUGAAGCAGAAUCAUAUGAUGCCACAGUUCGUGAGACACAGGCGUUAAUUAAGAGCGACCCGCUCGAGACACAGUCCAUGGUACGCCAGACGUUUGCUCCAUACGGACUCUCGCCCACUGCCAUUGAAGAUAUCACACGCGACUUGCAUGCUUCGCAAGACCGAUUGCUCGAGUUCUUGUUGGCCUUCCACCACCGCGAGUCUGCGCCUGAUUGCAACCAGGCCUGGAUCUCUGCCAUCACCCUGGCUCUGGGAUAUUUCGUCGGUGGAUUCAUUCCUCUAAUUCCCUACUUCAUCCUGACUCAAGUCAUCACCGCGUUAUAUUGGAGUAUCGGCGUCAUGGGUAUCACCCUAUUUGCCUUUGGAUACACUAAGACUGCCGUUGUCCGUGGAUGGUGCGGACGUGACAAUGUCAUGGCAGGCACCUGGGGAGGUGUACAAAUGUGCCUUGUUGGCGGUAUUGCGGCCGGCGCAGCGAUUGGAUUGGUGCAGCUGAUUGACACCAAUGGUGCUCAAUAA
Messenger RNA from Penicillium waksmanii, 912 nucleotides. RefSeq names its product VIT1/CCC1 transporter family protein. The record is from RefSeq and is a predicted model, not a curated record. The transcript is spliced from 3 exons. Gene Ontology annotation, molecular function: iron ion transmembrane transporter activity; manganese ion transmembrane transporter activity. Gene Ontology annotation, cellular component: fungal-type vacuole membrane. NCBI's taxonomy places the organism in Eukaryota, Fungi, Ascomycota, Eurotiomycetes, Eurotiales, Aspergillaceae. Gene Ontology annotation, biological process: intracellular manganese ion homeostasis. Bases 1 to 912 code for a protein of 303 amino acids.